UGUGUUUUACAAAUUAUUGGUUAAUUGUAUUUCAAAUGAAAUGAAGUGGUAAAUUAAAUAUGGAUCUCCGUGAGAAAGCGAUGUUGUUUAACUUUUGAAAACACAUAUAUUAUAUUAGAAAAAAAUAUUAUUAUUACUGUUCUUCGACAGGUGUACAACAUGAAUUGGAUCCGUUCAUCAGUCAUCAAAAGCAUUAUUGUUCCAAAUUCUUUCACGCAAGUUAGGCAUAUACGUGAAACUCCAUGGAAAAGGCAUUAUCUAAGGAGAUUUGGAUAUAAUGAUCCAUUCUUUAAGAGACCAGAUACCUUGCCAAGAAUUAAAGAGACCGACAAGAAGAGUAAAGUAGCCUUGCAUUGGCUAAAAAAGUAUAAGCCUAUUAAUGAGUGGUCUGAGAAGCGGAAGUAUUUUGGACAGAAUGACUAUAUUGAUAUCUUGGGCGAUGGGAGCAUUCAUCCUGUCAAGUUGUUAACAAACAUACCUCCAUGGUUACGAGGUUUCCAAGGAAAUGAAUUUCAAAUGCUUUUAGAAAAACAAAGAGCUUACUAUUUUUGGAGGUGGACACGACCUAAAAAGUGGAAAAACAUGAACAAAAGAAUAAUGUUCUUGUAUAGAUAUUUAAAUAGAAAAACAAAAACUUAGCUCUUGGUUGCUUAAUAUUUGUGUUACCUGUUUCUGAGACUAUCGUAUAAUAAUAAAUGAUACACAAAAUAA
This is a messenger RNA of Stegodyphus dumicola, 711 nucleotides long. It is a transcript of the gene mRpL51, whose product is annotated as mitochondrial ribosomal protein L51. Lineage: Eukaryota; Metazoa; Arthropoda; Arachnida; Araneae; Eresidae. Gene Ontology annotation, molecular function: structural constituent of ribosome. Gene Ontology annotation, biological process: translation. Gene Ontology annotation, cellular component: mitochondrial large ribosomal subunit. The record is from RefSeq and is a predicted model, not a curated record.